Sipha flava (yellow sugarcane aphid) is the source of this 2731-nucleotide messenger RNA. It is a transcript of the gene sff, whose product is annotated as serine/threonine-protein kinase BRSK2. Gene Ontology annotation, molecular function: ATP binding; tau-protein kinase activity; protein serine/threonine kinase activity. The coding region runs from base 114 to 2414 and encodes 766 amino acids. The transcript has 14 exons. NCBI's taxonomy places the organism in Eukaryota, Metazoa, Arthropoda, Insecta, Hemiptera, Aphididae. Gene Ontology annotation, biological process: intracellular signal transduction; protein phosphorylation; microtubule cytoskeleton organization. The record is from RefSeq and is a predicted model, not a curated record. Gene Ontology annotation, cellular component: cytoplasm.
UAGUUAAGCUUGGCAUCCAUUGCGUGACCGGGAGAAACGUGGCGAUAAAAAUCAUCAACCGGGAGAAGCUGAGCGAAUCAGUGUUGUUGAAGGUGGAACGAGAGAUCGCUAUCAUGAAACUGAUCGACCAUCCACACGUUUUGGGUCUGUCCGAUGUCUAUGAGAACAAACGAUACUUAUACCUGAUACUGGAACAUGUGUCAGGCGGUGAACUAUUCGAUUAUCUAGUCAAAAAAGGAAGGUUGACGCCGAAAGAAGCGAGAAGAUUUUUCCGACAGAUAAUUUCUGCGUUGGACUUUUGUCACAGUCAUUUAAUAUGCCACAGGGAUUUGAAACCGGAAAACCUGUUGCUGGACGAGAAGACAAACAUCAAAAUCGCCGAUUUUGGCAUGGCGUCAUUGCAACCGAAUGGCAGUAUGCUGGAGACCAGUUGUGGAUCACCGCACUACGCUUGUCCCGAAGUUAUCCGGGGCGAAAAGUACGACGGACGAAAAGCAGAUGUUUGGUCGUGCGGCGUGAUACUGUACGCGCUGCUCGUCGGCGCGUUGCCCUUCGACGAUGACAACUUGCGUCAGCUAUUAGAAAAGGUGAAAAAAGGCGUGUUCCACAUACCUCAUUUCGUGCCGCCUGACUGCCAGAACCUGCUCCGCGGCAUGAUCGAAGUGAAUCCGGAAAAACGGUUGACCCUGAAAGACAUAAACAAACACUCAUGGGUCAUCGCCGGAGGCAAAGGAGAAGUGCAUUUAGGUAUGUCCAUGAUAGACGUCAUACAAACCCACAUAAUUCCGUCCGCAAAUGACUUAGACACCGAUGUUCUUCAAGCCAUAUCCAGUCUAGGCUGUUUCAAAGAUCGAGAAAAACUCAUUGCCGCUUUAUUGAGUGUCGAUCAUAACACUGAAAAAGUGAUUUAUUUCCUACUACUCGAACGCAAAAAAAGACGACCGGCCAAUGAAGACGACACGAUCGUCGUGAAAAACACUAAAAACAGUUUCGAUCCGCCGAAAAAGCGAGUGGAUACGUGUAAAAUGAUCGACGAUAUCGAUAGCAAUUUUUCGCAAAUCAGUGCUGGGUCUCCUGCUACUCCUCGAAAACAGAUGUUGCAGAAUCGUAUUUACUACAGGAGAGGAAGCUAUAACAACGUGAGUUCUCCGGGUGGCACAAUGUGCAGCGGCUCUAAUCUGGCCAGCUCUUCGACCUUGGCCGGUAUACUAUCGCCACUUCCUCAAAGGUCGAACAACUCGAACUAUCGUUAUCACAACCACCACAAAGGCCAGCAGUCGAAGAACUCGACGAUCUCGUCGCACGGGAACUACAUUUCCGCGCAGAACCAAACGCUGGACGCGAACAGCUCGUGCUCCGUGCCCGUGCCCCCGUCGCCCGUCCAUCACGCAAAACAGGCAAAAGUCGAAGUACCCUCAUCACCCAACCACAUGGUCAUCUGUACGCCACCGGGGUCACCUCAGCAUCUCUCUAAUCACUGGAAAUCAAGACUUACGUCGAUUCGCAACAGUGUUCUAGGGUCGCCAAAGUUCCAUAGACGUAAACCGCAAAUUGAAAUAGACCCGGUGUACAAGCCAACGCCGGAAUCUUCGCCAGAACUGACCAAAAAAUCUUGGUUCGGAAGUUUGAUGGCUUCGGAGAAAGACGAAACGUUCACUAUUUUGAUAACUGGAAAACCAUUGUCCACCGUAAAGGCUGAUCUGAUACACGCCUUACUCUCGAUAUCCGAGUUAAGCCACACAGUGAUCAGCGCACUAUCGUUUCGGGUCGAGUACAGACGGGGAUCCGGCGGCACGGCCAUGUUCCAGAGACAAGUGCGUUUUCAAAUCGACUUGUCGGACGUCACCAACACGCACGCUCCCAGGGACUACUUGUUCGCCAUCGUUUUCACGCUGCAUUCCGGUAACAUAAGACGAUUCCGAAGGGUCUGCGAACACAUCCAGACGCAAAUGUGUGCGAGGAAAGCUCCGAACUCGCCUCGGGCGACCAGGAAAUUCAACACGGAUCUGUCAGAGAGCUCGAGUUGCGGAUCGGACACGUCCGACAGACUAUCGCCUUACGUAAACAUAAGAAAUGUGGACUUGGACAGAGACGAGAAGAACAAGAGACUGAUGAGCCAACAGGAGGCGCGCGGCAAAGGUUAUUGCAUCGCGAACAACCGGCAGAGACGGCGGAGUUCCAGUCUGGCGAACAACAACAACUUCAAAGGCAGCAACAACAAUUCCGUAGCAAACUCUCCGGUGGGCAGCAACGGCGGCGGUGGCGGCGGUGGUGCCGCGGGUGGUGGUGGUGGCAUCGGGGGUGGUUCCGGCAUUAGCAUCGGGGGCAGUCGCAGCGAAGCGCCCACCCGGUCGAACAGCGAGACGAAACCGGUGGACGGCAGUUACAUAUCGGUGUCGGGCUCCAUGACUUGAAAACCGCGAUCGCUAUUUUGUUAUUGUAAAAAGCCAAAAACACUAACUCAAUACGAUUGGGUUGCAUUUUAUCAUAAUGCGUGUAAGAAAUAAUCCGGUCCUGAAAAAAAAAAUCAUUGAUGAUAGAAUAAUAUCUGUCGAGACGUAAACACGUUAUUAUUGAGGUGUAAAUAAAAAAAUUAAAAUUAAUUAACAUAAACCUACGAUAUUACUAUUAUUAGUUACACGGGACUUUACUGUACAUAUAGUUAUAUUAUAAUAUUAUAUAAUUAUGCAUAAGAGCGUAAGUAAAUAAAAUGUAAAGCCGUUCCGCUUAG